This is a messenger RNA of Nerophis lumbriciformis (worm pipefish), 3639 nucleotides long. Its product is annotated as inhibitor of nuclear factor kappa-B kinase subunit alpha-like. The record is from RefSeq and is a predicted model, not a curated record. Gene Ontology annotation, cellular component: cytoplasm; IkappaB kinase complex. Lineage: Eukaryota; Metazoa; Chordata; Actinopteri; Syngnathiformes; Syngnathidae. Gene Ontology annotation, biological process: peptidyl-serine phosphorylation; positive regulation of transcription by RNA polymerase II; tumor necrosis factor-mediated signaling pathway. Gene Ontology annotation, molecular function: IkappaB kinase activity; ATP binding.
UUGGCAAAUUUAAACGCUCCCUCAGAUCCUCUUUUUUUACGGGUACAAUCUCCUGAAGCUUACUAAGUAUAACAUAUUCAACAGUGCUUGUAUUAUGGAUUGAAUUCUAGACAGCUCAUUCCAGUGGCCAUUCCUUCCCAUAGACAUAACACCAGAAGUAAACUUUUAUGAAGAGGGAAAGAUCCUCAUCUAAAGUGUUCAACCUUUAGUAUACCCCGUAGAGGCUUGGAGAUCUGGAAUAAGAUUGAUAGCUAAAUAAAAUCCUCACAUUCUUGAAACAUAUUUAAAAAGCGUUUUAAGCAAAAUGUAUUGCUACGUUAUGCUUAGUGUAGUUAGCACACCCCUCAUGGCUUAGGAUUUCACAUUGGUCGCAUAAUUUUGGUCUUGAACCCUGUAUGUAUGAUGUGAUUAUCGCAAAUCUUCAAGAUGCAACUUUUUAAUCAAAUUUGAAUAAUAAGAUAUCGAGACUGAUUUGGUGAAUUAAAAGCUUCCUUUUUUGUAAAUGUAAACCUGUUGGUAGGUUGGUAUGAAAUUGUAAAUGGGUAUUGUGUGGGUAGAUUUUGAAAUUAAUUGUAUUGUACUGUAUUUUUUUAGGGCAGCACGGUGGCAGAGGGGUUAGUGCGUCUGCCUCACAAUACGAAGGUCCUGAGUAGUCUUGGGUUCAAUCCCGGGCUCGGGAUCUUUCUGUGUGGAGUUUGCAUGUUCUCCCCGUGACUGCGUGGGUUCCCUCCGGGUACUACGGCUUCCUCCCACCUCCAAAGACAUGCACCUGGGGAUAGGUUGAUUGGCAACACUAAAUUGGCCCUAGUGUGUGAAUUUGAGUGUGAAUGUUGUCUGUCUAUCUGUGUUGGCCCUGCGAUGAGGUGGCGACUUGUCCAGGGUGUACCCCGCCUUCCGCUCGAUUGUAGCUGAGAUGGGAUCCAGCGCCCCCGCAACCCCAAAGGGAAUAAGCGGUAGAAAAUGGAUGGAUGGAUGGAUGGUCAGCUGUUUUGCCCAGUAGUGCCGACAUUAGCGAUCAUGGAGCGGGCAACCUUCAAACAGAACCAACAGUGUGGACAGUGGGAGAUGAAGGAGAGGCUCGGGAUAGGAGGCUUUGGGCACGUCUACCUCUACCAGCAUCUUGAGUCUGGAAAGAAGUUAGCCGUUAAAAUCUGCCGCCUCGACCUGAGCUCCAAGAAUAAGGAACGCUGGACCAGAGAAAUCCAGAUCAUGAAGAAGUUAAACCACGUUAACGUUGUUGAGGCUAGCGAAGUUCCAGAAGAAUUGAGUUCAAUCGCUCUGAAUGACCUUCCUCUUCUGGCCAUGGAGUACUGCUCUAGAGGAGACCUACGUAAAGUUCUGAAUAAACCAGAAAAUUGCUGUGGGCUAAAGGAGAGUGAAGUCCUCGCUCUACUAAGUGACAUUGGUUGUGGUAUACAAUAUCUUCAUGAAAAUAAGAUCAUUCACAGAGACCUAAAACCAGAGAACAUAGUUCUGCAAGAGAUCAAUGGCAAGCUUGUUCAUAAAAUCAUAGAUCUCGGUUAUGCUAAAGAUCUCGACCAAGGCAGUGUCUGUACGUCAUUCGUUGGAACGCUCCAGUAUCUUGCGCCGGAGUUGUUUGAGAGUAAACCGUACACUGUAACUGUGGACUAUUGGAGUUUUGGAACAGUGAUCUUUGAAUGCACAUGUGGCUUCCGUCCCUUUUUGCACCACAUGCAACCUGUACAGUGGACGAGCAAAGUCAAGAGCAAAGGUGCUAAGGACAUAAUGGCAGUGGAGGACAUGAAUGGAGAAGUUCGAUUCUCCACACAUCUUCCUUAUCCUAACAAUCUCAGCAAACCGUUGCUGGAGCCAGUUGAGAAUUUGCUGCAGAUGUUGUUACUGUGGGACCCUGAUGCACGCGGUGGAGGCUUGGAUCCUGUUACGAAUAAGGCACACUGCUACAGUGCUCUCCAAAAUAUUAUUAAUAUGAAGGUGAUCCAUGUGCUGGACAUGACGUCAGCCCAGCUGCACUCUUUGGUUUUGGACACCGAAGAGAGCUUACACUCAUUGCAGCUUCAUCUGGAGACGCGGACGCACAUCUCCCCACUUAAUCAAGAACUGCUGUUAGAGACUGGAAUCUCCCUCGACCCACGCAGGCCACCUGCACACUGUCUGCCAGAUGGAUUGAGAGGCUGGGACACAUCCAUCGUUUUCCUGUUUGAUAAGAGCCUGUCCAAGUACUCGGGACCCCUAACUGCCAGACCACUGCCAGACAGUGUCAACUUUAUAGUCAGGGAGACAAAGACACAGCUACCACUGACUGCUUUAAGAAAAGUGUGGGGGGAAGCAGUCAGCUACAUUUGUGGCCUCAAAGAGGACUACACACGGCUUUACCAGGGACAAAGGGCUGCUAUCCUCAGUCUGCUGCGUUACAACACCAACCUAACUCGCUACAAGAACCUGCUCUUCUCCCAGUCACAGCAACUGCAGGCCAAACUGGCUUUCUUUAAGACCAGCAUCCAGCACGACUUAGAGCAGUACAACAAGCAGAAACACACGGGCAUCUCUUCAGAAAAGAUGCUAAGGACCUGGCAUGAAAAUGAAGCAAAGGCUGAUGGGUUUGCAAAGGUUGCUGACAUGACAUAUAUGGACGAAGAAAUCAUUUCUUUACAUUCUGAAAUUGUGGAAUUGCAGCGGAGUCCAUUUUUGAGGCGACAAGGGGACUUAAUGGAAGAGCUUGAGGGAAAAGCUAUUGAACUCUACAAGCAACUAAAAGCCAAGUGCAAAAGCCCUGACCCUCCGCACGGUUACAGUGACAGUUCAGGCAUGGUGAAAGCCAUACUCCAAAUGGUUCAGAACCAAGAUAGAGUACUUAAAGAUUUGUAUACUCACCUUAGUACAAUUCUAGUGUGCAAGCGACGCAUCGUUGAUCUGUUCCCAAAGUUAGAGAGGGCAGUGGAGGACAUAAAGAAGGCAGAGUCAGCCAUACUGCAGAUGCAAACCAAGCGGCAGAAGGAGUUCUGGUACCUUCUCAAGAUUGCCUGUGCCCAGAGUAAUUCUUCAUCACCAAGUUCUUUUCAGCCCAGCAGUGAAAGCAUUAAAAGACCCCUUUUCUCGUGCAGUGAAACCGUUCAUCAGUUACUGGACGACAAUCGCCGUUAUUUGGGUCAACUCUCGUCUCUGCUGCAGGAUGCCAGUGAUGAGAAAGAGCACAGUGUCAUGGAUCAAGACUGGAGUUGGACUCGUCUCGGAACAGCAAAGCACAACCAAAAGGUCUCAAACGACCAACCAAAUACUCAAAGUUUAGAAACAAAAACACAGUAAAACAAAAACCACAUGUUUAUGUUUUUUGUGUGUAUCUUUGCAUUAUUUAUGAGGUAAUAUAGAAUGUGUUAUACACAGUGAUGUCAGCCAUUAUGUUUUAGAUCUAAUACAUUUUAUUUCAAAUUUGAAGUGUUUUCAUGCUGUAACUUAUUUGUUUUACUGGUCAACUUUAUGAGAGUAAAUGAUUGCUAUGAAAGAGUAAAUUUAACGGAACCUCUUCUAUUUUAAUCUGUGUUUGAAUUAUUUUGUGUACUAGUUUUGGUGUACAAAAUGCUCUCGCUCUAGUCUUUGUGAAAGGAAGGUCAAUGUUACACAUUACAGUACAUACUGUAGAUGUGAUAAGUAUGGUAAAGU